Molecule: messenger RNA, 888 nt
Organism: Lindgomyces ingoldianus
Lineage: Eukaryota; Fungi; Ascomycota; Dothideomycetes; Pleosporales; Lindgomycetaceae
Exons: 2
Coding region: 90-482 (130 amino acids)
Source: RefSeq, a predicted model, not a curated record
AUUCGAACCACGAGCUGUCCCUCUCAAAAUCUAUAUCAGAAACAAGCCAGUGUUGCGAACGGACGUGUACCUUCUCCGAGGGACCAUUAAUGGCGUAUCUUUUAAGGGUCAGAUCGACCCGACAAAGCUACACUAGGAAAUCCGCUAUUCAUGUCUUUGAGAAGCCCUUAUCUCUUCAACAUCCCCCCUCAUCCUUAAAUAAUCCCUUGACUUCACACCGUCAAGAUUUCAAUUUUCACCCACCUUCAUCAAAACAUCAUCUCAAGGAAUUUAGCUUCAUUUUGCUUUCCGAAGACAAGAUACAAAACAACACAUAUAUCUCUCAUUUUGCCAAGUAUUGCACUCAACUUCACAAUGCAACCUUCCACCAUCAUCACGCUCUUCUUCGGCGCCCUCUCUAUAGCCGCUCCGGUAACAAACACAAACACAAACACAAACACACGCAUCGAUGUAGUCAAGCGAAAAGCUCUCGACAGCGAUGACGCAAUCGUCUACCCCGAAGAAAAGCUCUACGCCGAGGAGUACAAGCGAGCCGCCGACGCAAAAUCUGACGCCGAUGACUCUAUUAUCUACCCCGAGGAGAAGCUCUACGCAGAAUAGUUCUAAGCGUGAGAGUUUGGGUCCCGGGAGUUCGUUUUCAUGAAGUUAUGAGAAAGGUGCCUGUGGCGUACUUCAUUUUUUGGUAAUCGACUUUUAGAAAAUUGGAUUCGGCUAGAUAUCUCGGUUAGAUGCAGGUCGGAAUCAUAUCUUAAUCUGUCAACUAGAAGAGCUUUCUUUAUGGAAUAUUAAAUUGUCUUUCAUGAAUAAAGACAGUCAGUGCAGGUAAGGCGUGGUAGUCUAUCUAGCCACACUUUAUAAGGACGAGCUAUGGUGCUGCACAUGUGUUAG